AUGGCCCGAAUGGUUCUGCUCUCCGUCCUCGCCCUUCUCGCUCUCUCGUCAAUCUUCUCGCUUCCUCCCACCGCGCUAGUCGCCGCUGUCUCAGACAGACGGCAGCUAGUGACAUCAGCCGGCGACAGCUUUCAGCUGACCGGCGACUCGGAGGCGGAACAGGCAGACUUCCUGCGUCAGUCCGAAGCGGAAGAGUCCGACUUCCUGCAGUACGAUUCCGAAAGCGCGCCGAUUCAGCCGAACGACGCGCAGCGCGCGGCCCUUCUCUCGCUCAAGUCCGCCUGGGGCUCCGAUUUUUUCAAGGCGGAGACAUGGACGGAUGCGGAAGGGGAACACCAGUGGUGGGGGGUUACUGUAGACUCUGAUGGCGACGUCGUGGCCUUGGAGUUGCCGAACGCGAAUCUGGAAGGCGAGAUUCCCGAGGUGUUGACGAAGUUCUCUGAUCUCGCGACGCUCGAUUUGCGCGGGAACAGGCUUACUGGACGCAUCCCUACGGGAAUAUUUUCAAGCUUGCCGUCGCUGCAGGAGAUUUACUUGAGCGAUAAUCUGUUAGAAGGCAAAGUUCCCUGGAUCGAGUUUUUCUACUCCAAUGACUCCAAGGUGACAACUCUCCGGCUAGAUGGGAAUAGGUUUUCGGGCAAGAUUCGUCCCAAGGCUUUCGAUAACGCGACGUCGCUGCAGGCUAUCUUCUUGGGCAACAACAAGUUUUACGGGAAGAUCCCGAGGAGUCUCGUCAGCUGCAAAGAAAUUUCCGUCAUUGAUUUGAAGAACAACGAGUUUUCGGAUCUGAUGCCGACGACUAUCGCAGGUCUUCCCGCUCUUGAAGUGUUGGACGUUAGCGGGAACAAGCUGAAUGGACCAAUUCCCAGCUUCCUCGGCCGACUCCCCAGUUUAGUCAACCUCGAUUUAAGCAACAACCAAUUUUCUGGUCUCGUACCGGAUUCAUUCCAACUGUUUUCGCACAAAGCGCGCGCGGUGAAAAUCGGAGACAACUUCUUGACGGGCCCUUUGCCUCAGUUCCCCCGCUUCUCCAAAGGCUGCGGCGUUAACGGUGUAGGAGGCUUGGACACCACAUCGUGCUACAUGCUUCGGUCUCUUUUGGAUUUCGAGGGCAACUUCUUUUACGGAAAUUACUCUCUGGACAUUCAGCUGCCCGGCUCGGAAAAUCUUCCUGCCAUGUCAACAGUGUGUCCGUAUGAGUACCCUGAAAGCAUCUACGUGAAUGAUAACUGCCUGAGCUCCACGGAUUUGUGCGAAGCGGAGAAGCAGCGGCCACGUAAGGAGUGCGAUGAGUUUUGCGGGACGGAUCCUGAUUUAGGAACCGAUUGUGUGCAGCGAGACCGAGGCAGGCUAGGGUUUCCUUAUAAGAGGUUCCGAAAGGAGGUCACAAUGGCCACCAAACCCCUGUCGUUGUAUUUGCUCGUUGGUGCAGGUGUAGCUGGCAUGACCGUUCUCGGUCCCGCCGGAUUCGCGGAUCUCCUACGCGACAUUACUCGGGUGGUAUCGAAGCAUCUGAAGACGAUAGAUGAUGGUUCCGACAGCAAGAGAGACCACACAGAUGACGUCAACAUGGCACUUAUCGACCAGGUUCAUAAGCUGAGUCUGCAGGUGCAGCAGCUCUCUAACAACUCUCGACCAAUCACAGUCGUCAAUGCGCCACCUGCACAACAACGAGGGAGCAUUGUGGGGUAUGUGGUGCCGGUGGCAGUCAUUGGUGCAGCCGGCUAUGGAGUCAUGUGGUGGAAGGGCUGGCGGGUAAGCGACCUGAUGUACGUGACGAGGAGGAAAAUGGACCAGGCUGUGAAGCUCUUUGGGGAGAAGGUGACGGAGCUGCAAACAGCCCUCGACACGGCCAAGAAGCAACUGGCGGGGCGGCUGGAGGGAGUGUCCAAGUCGGUGGCCGAGGGGCUCAAGAUGCAGGCUGUUAUCAAGAAAGAUGUUAUCGAGGUGAAGGGGGUGGUUACUUCUGUGAGUCGAGACCUGGACAACAUGCACGGGCUGGUGGAAGGCAUGGAUACCAAGCUCGCCUCGCUCGAGCAGAAGCAGGACAUUGCCACACGCGGGGUGCUGUUGCUCUGCAGCUUCGUGAGCAGAGGGCUGCAGGGCAACCCCGGAAACCAGGAAUUGUUGAAGGGCCUGGCGGACAUGUCUCAAAUGGCCGUGCCACAGCUUGCGGGAGGGAAGGGCGCAGCGGCGGGCGGGGCAGUGGGCCUAUCAGGGUUGAAGGAACUCGAGUUCAUCUCGUCCGCUUUGGAAUCGUCUGUGCACCAUGCAGGGAACCUGCCCCUUGAUCCUGCCUACACCUACCAACCCACUCGCCAAGCCUCCUACCAAGCCUCCUACCAAGCCUCAGCAGCAGGUUUGGAGCAGCAAACCUCUACGCCAGCAGCGGCACCGGCAGCACCAGGAAUCGCGUCCAGACACUCGUUCGGAGCAGGUGGGGCGGCGGCAGCAGCAGCAGCUGCUGCAGCGAUUGCUACAGUAUCAGGGAGAUCCCGAGGGGAAAGUGCACCUGGAUUAGUGGUAGGGGUAGGAGGAGGAUCAGGAGGAGUGCAUGGGUUGGGGGCAGAGCGAGGGAUGAAAGGAGCAGCAGCAGCAACACGUGGCUUACAUACAGCAGCACCUGCAGUGCAGGGGUUGCAUACAACAGGAGCAGUGGCAGAAGCAGCUGUGGUUCAGAGUGUGAGAGAGGCUGGGGAUGCUGUGUUGAAGCGAGGGGUGGUGAUUGAGGAGGUGGGGGAUGGAAGGGAGAGGUAUGGCCGGCCGCGUUCAGCGGAUGAGGUGUCGCCACCUCGUGCUCGUGAAGGAGGACCGGGGGGUUAUCCACCAAGGAAGCUGAGGCAUGCUCGAUUUGGGGACUGA
Closterium sp. Yama58-4 is the source of this 2862-nucleotide messenger RNA. The record is from the annotation of a GenBank genome assembly. Lineage: Eukaryota; Viridiplantae; Streptophyta; Zygnematophyceae; Desmidiales; Closteriaceae.